AUGUCUACAAGUACCACUACUGAUCCCUCGGUGGAAGAUGUUGAAGGAUAUAAUACGGAAAUUCUUAUCGCUUACCUACAAAAUCAACGAAUUUUAAAUCUAACUGGACAACAUAUUAAUGUGCUCCGUGAAAAUGAAGUCGCUGGUUAUGACUUUCUAAGAUUGAAACAAGAAGAUUUGGAACGAUAUGGACUGAAAAACCAGGACCGGCAAAAAGAAUAUCAGACUUUACCAUUCAGAUGUGUUACAUUGAAGACCACUACAAAAGUCAAUGGUGACCCACUGACAGAUGUACUGCUUUUACUUUGGGAUGACUUUCUCAAGGAAGUGAACCAAUUCCACUUCAAUCAACAGCUGAGAUUCAAGAGACUGCAAUUUAGCAAAGAUAGAGUGAUGACUAAUGAAGAAGAUGCUUUGCUAAGUCUACAAUCUUAA
This is a messenger RNA of Paraglomus brasilianum, 435 nucleotides long. The record is from the annotation of a GenBank genome assembly. Lineage: Eukaryota; Fungi; Glomeromycota; Glomeromycetes; Paraglomerales; Paraglomeraceae.